CCACUCCAGUCGAAUUGAGUCAUCCACAGCAGAGCCCAUGUCUCACAAAGUACCGCCACAGUCAGCGCCGACGGCCUUCUCUUCACCUUCAGCUUCCUCGUACAAGCGAAGGUCCUUACAGUCUCCGUUCAUCCUGAACGACUUGGCUGGUGACCCAGACCAGGAGAAGUCACAGCCGAAAAGGGGUUCUGAUCACGAUAGCAAGUCUGAGGAGGAAAAAGAGCUUGAGGAGAGAGAAGACAGCAUGAACGUUUUUGGCGCAAACAGCUAUUCAACAAAGGAUGAAGACCUUGUAAUACAUAGGGGUGGAUCCGAUGACAACACAGGGCCCGUUGGUACGCCGACGCCGACCAAUGAGACAUUUUUGUACGACUUCCCUCAGCCACUGAGGACCGACUCUCCAAAUCUGCCAUCCCAGAGAUACUCAAUGCAGUCCUUAUCUAGCGUGACAAGCAAUUUGAAUCCGUCUCUUACGACAUCAACAUCGACAAGAAAACACAACAGGUCAAGGAGCACGGCCUCUGCGACUUAUACGCCCACCAACAUACCUCCCUCAAAACCAUUUUCCCGACAAGAUACCCCUCCCUUGACUGACUCUAACGGAGUAUUCGCAGGAAUUACAAACUCCCCAUUACGCUCACCUGCACACCAGCCCUUCAAAUUCAAUUCAAUGAUAAUGAACAAUUCAUCAGAGAACCUGGCGCAGCCUGUUUCCUCGUCACCGCAAAUACUACCCAAACCAUCCUAUCGUCGAGGCCAUCGAUAUAAGCAUUCCUCCGUGUCUAUGAAUAUGUUCCAAGACCCACAACGUAAGGCAUCAACUAACAAACCACAUAUUUUACCCAAGAAAUACACCAUUCCAACCUUUAACGAAGUGACCUCUAUGAUCACAAGUUCUCAAAAAUCCAAACUUUCAGUGUGUUUGAUACAGGGCUUCUUUGUGUUGUUGGCCUACAUUGCUGGCUUUCAUUAUUCCAACGGAUGUUUGUCAACACUGGCACACAUCCUCUUCUAUGACGUCAUUUCAAAUUUCUCAUCAAUUGCCGUACAAAUAAUGAGCAACUUUGAAGUUUGGAGAGUUUCGUCUCUUAAAUACCCAUUUGGAUUGGGUCGUAUCGAAGUCUUGAUCGGUUUUGCCUUAUCAGUUUCCCUUCUUUUCGUUGGACUAGACCUAUUCUCUCAUAUUGUUGAGGAAAUGAUGAUGAGCUCAUUCGAGAAUGACAACGAAAAUGCAAUCAAUUCACAGGGUCAUUCUCAUGGGCAUUCUAACGGAGAAAGUCCUCAUCAUCUGCACCCAGUAUUGUACGAGAUUUUCAUCUUGGGGACGAUAGUUACCACACUACUCACAUCCCACAUCGUAAAUGAUACCACUACUUCUGAGAAGAAGGAAGAACAUGAAGAGCUCCCGAACAGACCUGAGUCAAAGAUUGCACCUAAUGUCAAAAGAUUAAGUUCUAUAACUCUAAAUGAACCAGCACGAGAAGGGGUAUUCAAUCGUCUUGGAAUAUACAUUAAGUCGAAACUAGGACUCAAACCAAAUUUAUUUCACAGUUCUACUACUAACCUUUCUGUUUUGUAUGCAAUAUACUGCUUGUACUAUCCCUUUGCACAAGGAAUACUAAGUUUACAUACCGGGAAUACGCUACUAUCUGUCAUUGGGCUUUCUUCCAAAGAUGAACAUAUGAUUGAUAGUGAACACAAACAUGAUGAACACGAGUAUGAACAUGAGUUAUUGAAUAACGAUGCACUGGAAGCUACUAAAUGGAUAAAUGAGGUUUCAACUGUAAUCAUGGCAAUUCUUGUCUCUGUCGUGGCAUGGAGGCUCAUCUGGAGGUUGGGCAAUAUUUUACUUCUCACAAGCCCUUCUAUUGCUUUUGACAAAAAGAAUAAAAUUGCAACAGCUAGUGCCGAAGUAGAUCGUAUCGGAAAUCACAGUGAUGUCGAAAGCUUAAUUGUUUCCAAUGUGAGGCAGUUGGAUGUUUAUAAAAACUCUUACAGUAUUGAGGAAGUGAAAAUUGCACGUGUGAAUACAAGGGUUUAUGUGGUCAUUAUCCGUAUUCUCAUGCCUGGAGCAUCAGAUGAUGAGGAAUCUAAGUUCAGGUUCUAUACUAUGAGAAUUGUUCGUGGUAUAAUGUACAAAUGUGUGAAGGGCCAGCUCAAGAAAAGGAAGGGUUUUCUCGGUGAUGGCAGCAGUGAUACUAGGCAGAACACUGAAAGCAUUGCAGAAGAGAAUAGAAGGUCUCUAAUCGAUUUAUUGAACCUAAGCACCAGUAUAGAGGAUGUGGAAGGAAUUGACAAAUCAGGAGACCAGUUCGAGAUUACAAUCGAUGUCGGCAGAUUGUGAGGGCAACCGAGCUGAUUCUUUUUCCUCUUCUACUCCCUCUUCUUCCCCCUCUCCUUCUUCCUUUUCAUUUCACACUAUAUUCUGCGUCUUGUACAUCCUUUGUCAAUUUCUCAUCGAUUUACCCUUAUAAAAAUAACUUAGCCCAUAAACAUGCCAAUUGUAUCACGUCUGGCUGAUUUUACAAAUCAGUUCGAAAGUCUCAUAUUUAUCACCACUUUUUUGACUCUCCUCUCUUUUUUUUUCUGGUCUUUAUUUAUAAGUACGUUUAGUGGAAAAUAGCUCGC
Molecule: messenger RNA, 2628 nt
Organism: Pichia membranifaciens NRRL Y-2026
Lineage: Eukaryota; Fungi; Ascomycota; Pichiomycetes; Pichiales; Pichiaceae
Exons: 1
Coding region: 38-2344 (768 amino acids)
Source: RefSeq, a predicted model, not a curated record